AUGAAGCUCCUCUACCCCACCUCCCUCAAGCUCGACGUACAAAGCCUCCAGGGCUUCUCCGUCUCCCUUCACCCCUACAAUGUGAAGGAGCCAAUUCCCGAGGAACUGAUUGACGCCGAUAUCCUCGUGACUUGGGCCAACGCGGCCACCAACCUCAAAGAUGCCGCAAGCCGCAUGAAGAACCUCAAAUGGAUUCAAUCCCUGGCCGCGGGUCCUAAUGACGUGCUUUCAGCUGGAUUCGACGCCUCAAAAAUCACAGUGACCACCGGUGUCGGUCUCCACGAUGGCCCCGUCGCCGAGCACGCGCUCGGUCUCCUCCUGAACGGAAUCCGCCGGUUCUACGAAAUGCGCGAUUACCAACUCCAGUCUAAAUGGCCCGGUCACCUCGGUGGCUCCUUCCCCCGCAGCGACUUCACUACACUGCGCGAUUCCCGCGUGUUGAUCUGGGGCUUCGGUAGCAUUGCCAAGAAACUCACUCCUUACCUCACUGCUCUCGGUGCCGAAGUGAAGGGUAUCGCCCGCAGCCACGGAGUUCGCAACGGUGUUGAAGUUUUCGGCGAAGAUAAGCUUGCUGAGCUCUUGCCUGAGACCGAUGCCCUCGUUAUGAUCCUACCUGGAUCUGAAUCAACAAAUAAUGCACUGAAUGCUGAGAGACUCAAGCUGCUGCCGAAGCAUGCUUGGUUGGUCAAUGUUGGUCGGGGAACAUCCGUGGACGAAGAUGCGUUGGCAGAUGCGCUGGAGAAGGGUGAACUUGCGGGUGCCGCGCUUGAUGUGUUUAAGACCGAGCCACUGCCUGAGUCGAGCCGACUGUGGAAGACACCCAAUGUGAUUAUUUCCCCACACGCGGCUGGUGGAAGACCUGAAGGUUGCACGGAGUUCAUUGCAGAUAACCUGCGACGCUACUUGGCUUCGCAGCCUCUCAAGAAUGUCAUCUGA
This is a messenger RNA of Penicillium verhagenii, 936 nucleotides long. Its product is annotated as phosphoglycerate dehydrogenase. The transcript has a single exon. NCBI's taxonomy places the organism in Eukaryota, Fungi, Ascomycota, Eurotiomycetes, Eurotiales, Aspergillaceae. The record is from RefSeq and is a predicted model, not a curated record. Bases 1 to 936 code for a protein of 311 amino acids. Gene Ontology annotation, molecular function: NAD binding.